AUGGCAUCACCAUUGAAGAACAUCGCCAUUAUUGGAGCGAGUGGCAGAAUUGGCGCAAUUAUACUCGAAGGUCUCCUUAAGGCUUCCCAAUUCAACAUUACAGCUAUCUUGCGCAAAGAGAGCACUGCGGUCUUCCCUCCGAAAUUUAAUGUAAUCAAGUCUGAUCUCUCUGAGAAUGACCUCGUUUCUGCCUUUCAAGGGCAGGAUGCUGUGAUCUCUGCGAUCGGGGGCAUGGGCGUGGCCGAUCAGAAAAAGAUCGUCCACGCUGCGCUUCGAGCCGGUAUCAAGCGAUUUAUUCCCUCGGAGUUCUCAGUCGACAGUCUCAAUGACGCUGUUCUACAGCUUUUACCUGUCUUUCAGGUCAAAAGGGAUCUGAUCGAAUACCUCAAGACCAAGCAGAGUGAUGGUUUGACCUGGACUGGUAUUGCUACGUCCGGUCUGCUUGACUGGUGUCUUCGCAAUAGCGCUCUUGAUUUCGAUAUUCCAAGUCGCACGGCUACUAUCUGGGAUGGUGGAAACAAGAGCUUCACCCUGACCAACGAGAAGGAGCUCCAGGAAUCCGUUGUGGCUGUCCUUCAACAUCCAGAGGAAACCUGUAAUAAAUCUUUACAUGUUGCCUCAGUAGAGACUACCCAGAUAGAGAUACUAUCUGCUCUGGAAGAAGCAACUGGAUCCAAGUGGAAAGUGAUCGAACCUACAACCGAUGCACAGGUUGAAGAGGGUGCCAAGAGGCUAUCUGCAGGUGAUUUUGGUGGUGCAUUGAUAGCACUUCGGGCAACUAUCUUUGGGAAUAAGCCUGGCCUCAAAGGAAAUUAUGCCAAAGAUACAAGGCUGGCGAAUGAUGUUCUGGGAUUGAAGUUGGACAGUGUUCAGGCUACGGUCCAGCGUGUCGUAUCAGACUAG
Messenger RNA from Penicillium angulare, 903 nucleotides. Its product is annotated as aromatic alcohol reductase. NCBI's taxonomy places the organism in Eukaryota, Fungi, Ascomycota, Eurotiomycetes, Eurotiales, Aspergillaceae. Gene Ontology annotation, molecular function: oxidoreductase activity. The record is from RefSeq and is a predicted model, not a curated record. Bases 1 to 903 code for a protein of 300 amino acids. The transcript has 3 exons.